Molecule: messenger RNA, 3050 nt
Organism: Oncorhynchus tshawytscha (Chinook salmon)
Lineage: Eukaryota; Metazoa; Chordata; Actinopteri; Salmoniformes; Salmonidae
Product: telomere zinc finger-associated protein
Exons: 12
Coding region: 235-2520 (761 amino acids)
Cellular component (GO): nucleus
Molecular function (GO): protein binding
Source: RefSeq, a predicted model, not a curated record
CUGGCUUGGGUGCUUGACUGCUGUUGUGUGGUCAGAACGCUCGAAUCAACUCUACUCCUCAGCCAGAGCGUCCGGUGUACGCUCCGAGAGCGAAACGCUCUGAAUUUACGAAAGGAAAAUCUGACAACGCUGCAUAACACUGAAUCCAGUGUCCCUUGCAAGCAGCAAUCUAUUGUCAAGGGUGAGAAAUGCAUACAAAGUGGGCGGUUUCAGGAGUCCGAGCCAACCACCACCAUGGUUAAGGAGGUCUCCCUCCCAGAGGAGUUCCCCACUGAUGGCCUGGAACUGCUUCUAGACUUUUUCUAUACCGGGGAGUUAAACCUUGACUCUUUGAAUCUGGAGAAUGUGCGACAGGCUGCAGACAGCCUAUGUGUACCAGAUGCGCUCGCACUUUGUCAGCAGUUUGCCACAGAAGGGACAGUUUCUCCAGAAGGACUGCAGUCUGCAUGUCUUCUGAGCCAUCAUUUUCAGCCAAUCUCAGCUGUAACUUAUGUAGGAACCAAGGCCACCCUAAAAAGAGGGAGGCCCCCUAAAAAAAGAGGGAGGCCCAAAAAAUCCCAAACCCCUAGUAGCGGCACAAGUAAGAAGGAUUGUCUGGAAGCUACCGCCACCACAACUGCCAUCACAACUCGCUCUGGGAGUAGGGUGAAGGCCUCCAGAAGACCGUUUGGAGAGGGCCCCGGUGUGUGUCUCCUGCCCCAUGUGGGGACCACUAGCAGGGGGACUCCACCACUAGUUAUUAGCCUAAAGGAUAGGAGUGAUGGGGCUGAGGAGGAGGGACAACGCCUCCCUCAGCCUACAGAUACAACAGAGGUAACAGAUGUGUUCGGCAACCUUGUACCAGAUUUGAGCUACAAAGCUAAUUCUCAUCUGCAGCCUCUUGAUGAAGAAGACUAUGAUGAUGAUGGCGGUGGUGGUGAUUUGGUGGAGGGGGUAGCUGAGGACACUGAUGAAGAGUAUGUGCCCCAUGCCCUGCUGCCUACCUCCUCCAGCCCCAAAGGCAGACGUAAAGGACCAACCAAAGCUGUCAAUAAAGAGAACGGUGAACGGGCAGCCAAGGGGUCUACAAAGGGCUCUGUUCAGUGCCCCACCUGCAAUAAGACCUUCCUCAGCAAGUAUUACCUCAAAGUACACAACAGGUGUCAUACAGGUGAGAAGCCCUUUCCAUGCUCUAAGUGUGGAAGGAGGUACUACAGGAAGGAGAAUCUGAUGGACCACCAGGCCAGAAACUGCAACUGUGGUGAAAAAAUAAAAGUGGUACACAACUGCCUUCAAUGCCACAUGUCAUUUGACAGAUUGGGGGAUCUACGUCUGCACACGGUCUCCCAUACAGGGGAAAUGCCCAAUAAGUGUACGUCAUGCUCGGAACAGUUCAUGCAUAAAAAAGAUUUAAGAAGUCACGAAAUCAAAAUCCACGGUGCACCCAAACCACAUGCAUGCUCUCUGUGCAGCAAAGCAUACCUGUCUAAAACAGAGCUGCGUCUGCAUGAGGCGUCCAAGCAUCGCGGCGAGAAGCUCUUUGUGUGUGAGGAGUGUGACCAUCGAGCCUCCAGCCGACACGGCCUGCAGAUGCAUAUCAAAGCCAUUCACAGAAACGAGCGUCCAUUUGUGUGUGAGUACUGCAACCGUGCGUUCACCCAGAAGGCUAACCUUAACAUGCACUUGCGGGUUCACACUGGAGAGAAGCCCCAUCAGUGCCACCUCUGUGGGAAGACCUUCCGGACACAAGCCAGUCUUGACAAGCACCACCGAACCCACACAGGAGAGCGACCUUACAGCUGUGAGUUCUGUAACCAGCGCUUCACAGAGAAGGGACCAAUGCUCCGCCAUGUUGCCAGCAAGCACCAGGAGGACCGCCCUCACUGUUGCAAGAUAUGUGGCAAGACCUUCAAGGCCGUCGAGCAGCUCCAUGUCCAUGUGCGUCGCCAUCAAGGCAUGAGGAAGUUUGAGUGCGAAAAGUGUGGCUACAAGUUUACCAGACAGGCUCACUUACGGCGUCAUGUUCAGGUCCACACCCGUACAGAGAACUACAAUCCACGGGAGAGAAAGCUACGGAACCUGAUAGUAAAGGACGUGGGGUUGCAGGAUGAGACUAGCCCCUCACAGAUACCACCCACUGAGAAGGAGACACCCGAGGGGCCAGCGCCUGUCUCUGGACCCAGUGUCCCAGUCUCUGUUCCUGUCUCUGGACCUAUACCUGGACCUGGAACUGUACUAGGAGCCAGUGACAUCCUCAGGGUGGUGAUCCAGCCCCUUACGGAGGAGGUGGUGUCCAGCCAAGGGCAGAUAGAUGUGGGCUUUAACCAGGACCAAGUGGGCUUUACCCAGGUUGGGGUGGCACAGGGACAUGGCCAGGUGGAUGUGAUGUCCAUCAGCCAGGGUUUGGGUAUGACUGGGCAUAGCUUCAAUGUGACAGAUGUGAUGGAGCAGACUCUACUGGUCGCAGAUUACCCCAUCCCUGAGACCACGGUGGAGCUGGAGGACAUACAGGAGGAUCCUCCUGCUAAGAGCAAGGCCUGAGGACUAAGAGCAAGGCCUGAGGACUAAGAGCAAGGCCUGAGGACUAAGAGCAAGGCCUGAGGACUAAGAGCAAGGCCUGAGGACAGGACAGGCUGGUUAGUAUCUCACACCGCUAGACAUUCUCAUUGGAGAAGCCUAGAGCAGCUUGAGUACUGCAAGACUUCAAGAACUCCCACACUGUGGCUACUCGCUCUGCUCUGCAGUUGAAGCAUUCAUUUAAUUUCAGUCAUUAUUGUAACCAUGUUUUCUGUCUAAAUUACUGUACAGAAAAACUGGUUCCCACUCAGCCCAGUAGAUGAUGAACCCCUCAAGACAUUCCCCUACUCUGUGGGCAUCUUAUUCAUUUUGCCUGUGCAUUGGGUCUGACAAUGUAAUAUAAAUUGGCUUAGGUUUUAUGAAGUUUGUUGUGUUUUUACAUAAUUUAAUGAGAUAAGUCAAUAGGUCAGGUUGUGAGAAGUGAAUGUAAAUCAAUGGGAUUGUCUUGCAUCAAGUCAAACGGUAAACAGAAUAAAUUGGCAGUCCUGCCUGCA